Messenger RNA from Rubroshorea leprosula, 799 nucleotides. Lineage: Eukaryota; Viridiplantae; Streptophyta; Magnoliopsida; Malvales; Dipterocarpaceae. The record is from the annotation of a GenBank genome assembly.
AAAAAUUUCGGUGUAUGGUACUUACCGUUCCAAUAGCAAACUGAUACGCAUGCCGAUACGAUAUUGAUUACUUUGGUUGCCACCCUUGUUUGUGGGUCCCUCCCAUUGCCACAUCAUCUCUCGCCACAUCAUCUUUCACAGCGUAUAUGAAAUCCCCGAAUCACUCUCUCUACCCUAAUUUCUUUCUUCCUUUCGAAAGCCCAUCUGAAUCCCUAAAUUCAAAGUCUGGGUUUCUUCCUUUCUUUCGAAACCCAAAUUAGAAAUCCCCAAAUCUUUUCCCCAAUUUCUUUCUUCCUUUCGAAACCCAUCUGAAUACCAUCUGAAUCCCUAAAUAAAAAUUCCCAAAAGAAAAAAUCUGGGAAAUCUCCGGCUCCUCUUUAAUUUCUUCCUCCAGUUUUUGCUUCUGUCCCUUCCUCUCAGGGAGGCCCUGAUCUUGGUACCAAGUUUUAAUAGGAAAAAGCAGUUGAAUGUGCAGUCACCUGAAGAGGAAUCUAUGAGUCAUGCGGAUUACUGGUAGGGUUUUUCAAAAACCCUAAGAAGUCACAGGGAAUCGUGGAAGAUGAUCGGAAUCAGAACGAAAAAUUGGAUUCCGUUUUGGUUUUAGGAUGGAUUUGAAGUUUUCGGCGAUGAAAUUUGACGAAGAGAUGCGAAGGUGAGCUCAGCCGCCUGCUACAGUUGACUAAAAAAAAAUCAAAAUAAUUUUGGCUGCUUGCGAUGCUGCAAAUUAAGUAUCUUUUGUUUUGGAGAUUCUUAAAAUUACCAUCUUUUGUAAGAAUUUGAAUAAUGAGUCAUUCUAUUU